Molecule: messenger RNA, 1364 nt
Organism: Pocillopora damicornis (cauliflower coral)
Lineage: Eukaryota; Metazoa; Cnidaria; Anthozoa; Scleractinia; Pocilloporidae
Biological process (GO): double-strand break repair
Cellular component (GO): cytoplasm; PML body
Molecular function (GO): 5'-tyrosyl-DNA phosphodiesterase activity; single-stranded DNA binding
Source: RefSeq, a predicted model, not a curated record
UACUUAUCACGUGAGAAGUAAGCAUAGAAGAGAAAUAAGAUUCCUGACGUACAACAUUUGGGACUCCUCUCUUAAGAUGCGUGAAAGAAUGAAAGAACUUGGAAAAAUUGUAGAGGAUCUCGAGCCAGAUGUUUUAGCAUUUCAAGAAGUCACGCUAGACAACCUGGCAGUUCUACGAGAACAGCGCUGGUUUUCUCGCUACCAUCUUAUUCCACGAGGCGUUUUGAAAUCCGAUGGAAAACAUUUUGUCAUUAUUUUGAGUGUCUUUCCUGUUGAGAAAUGGCUAGUUCAUCCAUUCACAAAUAAUGUGGACUCUACAUCGAAUCGUGGUCUUGUUUUAGCAGAAGUAAGGAACACCAUUUCUUCUAGAGAUGUUGCUUUUGUCUUUGUAGCAACACACUUAGCAUACGGUGGCUUCGGCACUACGCAACGCGAACAACAGUUGAAAGAAUCAUUUCCAAUUAUCUCUUCAUACGACAAUGUUUGUAUCAUGGGAGAUUUGAACAUCUAUGAAAAUAUCGAUGGCGAAGUUGUGCUGCCACCAGCUUGGUUUGAUGUGUGGCUAUCGAUUCCCGGAAAUUCAAACGAAAAUGGGUUUACGUGCGAUCGGUUAAAAAAUUCGAUACUGAGAGGUCCUCCUGCAGUGAAUGCAACAAAUUACAAGGCACGCUAUGAUCGCGUGUUUUGCAAACUGUUCGACUUCAAGGUUAAAGAAAUGAGAAUUGUUGGCGAUGAGGUGACAAGAACCGGUAUAUUACCUAGUGAUCAUUUCGGUCUUUUUACGGUGGUUGAACACAUAGAGAAAUCUGAAACUGAAAAACAGAAACAAUCAACCGGGAGUGAAAGUAAAGUUUAUUUUAAGAGGCCAAGAGGCUGGGAAAAAUUAAUUAAGUAAGUAAAGAUCACGAGGGCUGUUUCCUUCAUGUUGCUUCAAGUUAAAUUAUCUGUCAGAAGAAGAACUGUAAGAAGUGCUUUAAAAAGUACUUUAGUUUGUAAGGUAGUAUCUUUUGUUGCAUUAGCACUGUAAAUAUCAGUUGUGUAAUGUUUGAACAUUGUGAGUAUUGAUUGCAGUUACUGUAGAAUUGCAUCAUUGACAGUCACAUUGCAUAUCACUUUGUCACUAGUUGAUAUAUUUUGUUUGUACAGGAGUUAAUUGAUUUCAGCUUGAUUUACCAGUUUGCAUAAUCAUCAAAUUACCUGUAUAUGUAUAUGGAUUUUCUGACAGAUGUAGUUUAGUUGAUUUGCAAGUUGUAAGUGUUUUUGAUCUGAUUAAGCAAUACAUUAUUCGAUCAGUGCAUGAUUGCUGAGUUUAUAAAAGUUACAGUUCAUAUAUACUGCUAAUUAAAUGCAAAUGAAAAAAUUAA